UCGCGCAAUUGAUACAAAACUUCCAUCGUCACAUGCCUCCAGACAUAUCACACGUAACAUCGAUAGAUAAUCUGCCAGGGCAAAACCUAGCUACCCUGCCGGAGCGCAUGUACUUACAUGUAGCAUCUACUUAUGCACGCCAUACCCCUCCCUCGAACAAUCCGGGUAUCCAGUUCAUGCACGACCCUCCCAUCCAUCCAUCCAUCCAUCAACCCAACCCAACCGAAUCAGAAUCAAAAAUCCCCAUCCAGCCCGACAAAUCCGUACAAAUCACACAUUCAAAUCCACACCGUGGUACAAACCUACGAAUUGCCCGAAAAUAGUAAAACCAAAGAAUAGGAGAAAAGAAAACGCAAUAACCCCCUAUUGGCACGGAAACUUGCGCAAAACUUACUAA
Molecule: messenger RNA, 397 nt
Organism: Aspergillus ibericus CBS 121593
Lineage: Eukaryota; Fungi; Ascomycota; Eurotiomycetes; Eurotiales; Aspergillaceae
Exons: 1
Coding region: 33-323 (96 amino acids)
Source: RefSeq, a predicted model, not a curated record